This is a messenger RNA of Oppia nitens, 2088 nucleotides long. Its product is annotated as serine-rich adhesin for platelets-like. The coding region runs from base 1 to 2088 and encodes 695 amino acids. NCBI's taxonomy places the organism in Eukaryota, Metazoa, Arthropoda, Arachnida, Sarcoptiformes, Oppiidae. The transcript is spliced from 2 exons. The record is from RefSeq and is a predicted model, not a curated record.
AUGCCUACUAAUGACGAAAAAGACAAUGAAGUCGUGAAGAAAACGACUUUAAGUGAUAACGACGACAAAGAUGUCGCUGAAUUGGUAUCAAAGUCGACAACAAUCGAUGAUAAAAAUAAUAGUAUAGUAAACGACAAGAAGAUAAAAGAGGAUAAUAAUAAUAGUCUGUCAAAUGUUGAAGAAGUUAUAAAAUCAGUAGAUAUUAGUACCACUGAUGAUGACAAAGAUGUCAAAGACAUACCGUCGUUGUCGACAAAAACCAUUGAUACCAUUGUUGGCGGCAUUGAAAACAUGUCGUCAAAACCAGUAUCGGAGAAACCAGUGGUCAAGACCACAGAAGACAACAACACGACUAAAACUACAGUCGAUGCCUACAAACCCAUUGUUGUCGAAGAAGAUGUCCAGAAAUUUAGCGAUAAUAAUAACAAUACUAAAACAGAUCCAAAACAAUUGACAACAGAUUCGUUGCCACAACAGUUGCCAACAAUUGACAACAAAAACACAUCCGCAACGACAACAACAACAACUGAUCCAAUAGUUUCGUCUAAAGACAACACGAAAUCAAUUGUUGAUGACUUUAAAGCUGAUGACAACAGUAUAGCAAAAGAUAAGAAGACUUCUGCUACUGAUGUUAGAGAACUAGAAGAAGAAGUAGAAGAAGAGGAAGUGAUCCUAAAGUUUAACGAUAUAUCAGUAUUGCCGCCACAAAAAUCAGAUACCAUUGUUGGCGUCGUCGCCGCCGAUGACGACUAUUCAGCCGAUAGAUCGUUGACAUACAAAGUGAUCAGUAAUGAUGACGACAAUGUAAUUGACGCCAAACGACGAAUUAGUGAAACAAUUACCGAUUAUUUGCCGAAACAAAAAUCAACAGAUGAUUUGUCGACAACAUUAUCGACAAAAAGCAGCGAUAGUUCUUCAUCUUCUUCUUCGGGCAGUACACUGAUUAGUGAAGAUAAUAAAGACAACAAUAAAAAUCAAUUGAAAACAAUGUCCAGCGAUUUGAUGGCUAAAUCAUCAGAUGAUAGCAUAGAUAAGACAACACCAACAACAACAACGACAGAUAUUGAUGUCAAUAUUGGUGUCUUGGCUGACAAUAUCGUAGCUAAAUCUGGUGAUCAAUUGAAGACAACCAUUGAAAUCAUACAAUCAUCGGUCAGUCCAUUGAAAGCUAGUAGUGGUGGUAGUGGUGGUGAAGAUCUGUUGCCAGACAUUAGCAGCGAUAGUACAACAGAUAAGCAGAUGAAAGUCGAUGACAAUGUCAAACAAGAUAUGACUAACGAAAAGAGGUCUUCAAUAGCGUCGACGGCGGCAACAGUUGAUGACAAUAACAAGUUAUUAUCAACGGAUGUGCCAUCAGUUGAGCAAACAAUGUCGUCGACAACAAAAAUAACUGACGAAUUGGACACUAGUUCUUCCAGUUCUUUGUUAAAUAGCAGCAAAAAUAAUGACAUUAUAUUAGACAAGAAUUUAGCGAACAAGUCGUCAGCGAUUGAAUUGUCUGAAGAAGUCAUAGUUUUGGCUAAAGAUGACGAACUAAAGAAGUCGUCGUUGAUAUCGUCAGAAAACAUGAAAAAGACAAAUAAUGAAGAAAAACAAGUGACGACCAAAACUAAGGACACUUUUGACACUAAUUCAGGUGAUGUCAAGUCUACGAUUACUACCAUAACAACAACAACAACUGAUACCAAUGUUUCUGAUAAUACAAUUCAAACAGAGAUGACAACAACAAUGGUUGACGAAAACAAGUCAUCAUUGGAUGUGUCGUCAAAACCAAUACAGACAUCGAUAGUCAUGAGCUCUACCAUCGAUGAAUCGAUGGUCACUGGACUGGACAUCACUACUGCUGAUGAUGACAACAAUAAACUAUCCACUGAUGAUAAUGUAUUGAUAAACAAGAAAUUGUUGGAAACAGUUAGCGAUAAUAGUAAAGACAUUUCAAUUGGCGAUACAAUAGUUGAAGAUUUGUCGUCAAAGUCGAUACCAGUUAGUGAUAAUUAUAUUGGAAAUGACAAGAAAAACGAGAAAAAGGACAAAAAAAAGAAGAAGAAAAGUCUUAUUGCUGAAGAAGAAGAAAAGUCUUAUUGCUGA